CCCUCAUGCCUUUUCAGUCAAAGUGGAGAUUCCAACUUGCAUUUGCCUUUUCGCUUUACACACAUCACCUGGGACUGCCCAGGGAGCCUGGCUAAAAGCAGAGCCAUGCAGCCGGAGGAGCAGUUGAGAUUUGGCCAUGGCUACAGCUUGGGUCCCAGUGCUGGUGACUGUGCUGCUGGGCCUGGCCACAGCAGGCCCUGUCCCCACUUCCAAGCCCACCACAACCUGGAGGGGCUGCCACAUGGGCAGGUUCCAGUCUCUGUCGCCGCGGGAGCUGGAAGCCUUCAAGAAGGCCAAGGAUGCCUUGGAAGAGUCGCUCCUGCUGAAGAGCUGGAGCUGCAGCGCUCGCCUCUUCCCCAGGACCAGGGACCUGAGGCCGCUGCAGGUGUGGGAGCGCCCUGUGGCCCUGGAGGCUGAGCUACACCUGACGCUGAAGGUCCUGAGGACUGCGGCUGACUCGGCCUUGGGGGCCGUCCUGGACCAGCCCCUUCACACGCUGCGCCACAUCCAUUCCAAGCUCCAGGCUUGUGUCCUGGCUCAGCCCACAGCAGGCCCCAGGCCCCGGGGCCGCCUCCACCACUGGCUGCACAGGCUCCAGGAGGCCGAGAAGAAGGAGUCCCAAGGCUGCCUCGAGGCCUCCAUCACGUUCAACCUCUUCCGCCUCCUCACUCGGGACCUGAAAUGUGUUGCCAGCGGAGACCUGUGCGUCUGAGAAGCCGGACCCACCCCUGCCCGUCUGGAACACAGACCUUAUUUAUGAACUAAGCCCCAUCCCUGCCUUAAGUUAUUUCCUCUCACCCUUAUUUAUGGAGCUGCCGCUCUGAC
Ceratotherium simum simum (southern white rhinoceros) is the source of this 825-nucleotide messenger RNA. RefSeq names its product interferon lambda-1-like. Lineage: Eukaryota; Metazoa; Chordata; Mammalia; Perissodactyla; Rhinocerotidae. Gene Ontology annotation, biological process: positive regulation of immune response; innate immune response; cell surface receptor signaling pathway via JAK-STAT. Gene Ontology annotation, molecular function: cytokine activity. The record is from RefSeq and is a predicted model, not a curated record.